ACAUUCAGUUUUCUGUCUAGUCGCACACAUAAUGUUUGUUGUUUGUUAGAAAUUCUUUUUUUUUGUUUUCUUUUCAAAAUUAUUCGUUUUCGUUUUCGACACUCCUCCGGCAAUAGCCAAUACCAAAAUUCAAUGUUUAGCUAGGCAAAAAAAUAAACAAAAUAGCCCAAACAAGCCCCAACAAGGAGAAGUGCAUUUGGAUGAUGAAUUAUGUGACUGCAGCAGCAACAUAGACUUGGCCCAGUGUGCGUUUGUAUUUGGUGUAUCGAUCUAUCUGAUAUCUAUCGAAACCAACUCCCCGAAGAUGGCCGUACACGAGCAGAUCGACAAUCUGAACAUCUGGUGGUUUCCACGUGACUUUUGCCAGUCCCGAUUUGGGGCCUAUCAACAGAGUGGCACCAAUUCGUGUACGCUGAUCUCACUGAUACUCGCCGAUAAGGUGGCCAAGACGGAGAGAUUCUAUAAUCGGGUGGCAGAGUUGCCAACCCGUGGCUGGGAAAUGUUUGGCAAUGCGAUGAACGAUGGCAACAAUGUCUAUCACAAUGCGAUAACAGCCCAUACACCGUCCGCUCGGAAUCUGAAUCUCAAUAUACCGGAUGCAAUAUCGGCGAUACGUUCACAGCACAAGAUGAACUUUCGGCUGGAGGAGUGGUUCUACACGCACAUGGAGGCCGAUCCCACCAAUCCCAUGUACAAUCGCAAUGUUGCCAUGCAGUUAUCCCGCAUCUUUCAGAUCACAUUACAGGUCUUCCAGCAGGCGGCGGCGAGUGGUGGCACUAGCGGCAAUCGGGAUAUGUCAUCGCAUCUGUUUGCGGCCAUCAUUGCGGACAGUCGAACGGUGAUGAUGACCUUUGAUUUUCGAUCCUCAAUCGUUGCGCUGUUCGAUUCGCAUCAGCAUGGUCGGGAUGCGGGCGCCGUUUUCGCUCAGUGCACCAUUAAUCAUAUGGAUGAUUUACUAUUCUGGUUCAUCAGCAUGCUUCACAAUGUCUAUUCCAGCCGACCCGCCCUCUUUGAGAUCUCGUUCCUCAGCUCGCAGCCGGGCGUCGCGAAACGCAUACCGCCCGCCAUCAAGAAGAUUGCCAACGAAAUCAAGAAGUUGCCAACAAAGUCACAUUGACAACAAUAUUAUCCAACAACAAUACGAAUAUGAUGACACAGAAUAGAAAAUAAUCCAUAAACUUUAUUCCAACAGGCGGUUUAUUUGCAAUAGCGGAAGAGAAAUUUGCGAAGUUUACAUAAAUUACAGGCUGUAAGAAGAUUAACUUCUUGAAAAGAAAUCGAAAAUUUAACAAAUAAUCAAAUUCUGAAAGUUAAAUACAAAACAACAGACAAAUAAUAAUAAUAGUCUCUCAUGCUCUGUUUAAUACAUAAGCUGAUAACAGCUGGCGAAAUACAUGCUUGGGUCGGUUGAGGCUAAGGAGGAAAUUUUA
This is a messenger RNA of Drosophila grimshawi, 1430 nucleotides long. RefSeq lists its product as uncharacterized. NCBI's taxonomy places the organism in Eukaryota, Metazoa, Arthropoda, Insecta, Diptera, Drosophilidae. The coding region runs from base 305 to 1117 and encodes 270 amino acids. The transcript is spliced from 2 exons. The record is from RefSeq and is a predicted model, not a curated record.